CGCCGCUACGCCGCGGCGUUACCGGAGCGCUAGAGUGAGGGGUGUAGCGCGACAAACCCCGCGGGGGUCAGUCCCCGGGCUGGGCGUGCCCCGCGGCCUGCGAGCGGGCCGCGCCUCAGCCUCCGCGCCCCGCGCGGCCGGGAUGUGGUAGUAUGGAGCGCGGGCUCGCUGGAACCUCUCCUCUUCCUUCGUGGGGGCUGGGGACCGGACGGUCAGUAGGCUGAACAGGGCUGGAAAACGCCGGAUCCCCAGUCAGGGUGUGCAGCGGGUGAUGUCGCUGUCGCGACAGCCCCCGGGAGCGCUUGCGGCCUAGUGUGAGAACGGCAGCCGCUGGCGAGGCGUCAGGCGGAUUGGCUUUUCCUCAGCGAUGCUCGAGGAUGCUGCCGAGCAGAGCUGGAUUUGGAGCGAAAGCAAAAUGGCUCGAGGACGCAAGAGCAAUAGCAUCAAACAGAGCGACUUCACUAACAGCACCAACCCCCAGGACUUAGAGAGAAGACUUUUUGUCGGCAAUUUGCCCACAGACAACAUGACUCGUGAAGAAAUGGAAGAGAUCUUUGCAAAAUAUGGCAAGAUCAGGGCCCUCAGCAUGUACCAUGGCUAUGGGUUCGUGCAGUAUGACCGCCUGGAGGACGUCCAGGCCGCUCUGGAAGGGGAGAAGGGCCGCCUUUAUAAAGGGUAUAGAUUAGAUAUUAAGCAAGCAGUGGAAAGAAGAAAUAUGAGUAAGGCUUCAUCAAGGUCCAGCCCGGCACGAAGGGAGCCGUUUGCCUACGGGGACGGCCGAGAUGCCAGGCGUGACCGCUCCCCGCUGCGGGGCAGCCCGCACAGGGACGGCCGGGACGGCCGGAACGGCCGCGACAUCAGAGACCCUCGAGACAUGCGAGCUAGAGACAUGCGUGACCACAGGGACCCACGGGACCUGCGAGACCCUCGGGAUGUCAGGGACCCGCGAGACCUGCGAGACCCUCGUGACAUGAGAGACCUUCGGGACCCUCGUGAGCCCUUCUACGAUCGAUACAGGGACCCGCGGGACAUGAGGAACCCACGAGAUGUGAGGGACCCGCGGGACAUGAGGGAUCCAUGGGAUAUGAGAGACCCUCGGGACCCUCUGUACAGGCGAGAGGAAUCUUACGACCGCUACCUUCGCCUGGACGACUACUACCGGCGCAAGGACGAGCCCUGCUACGAGCGCUACAAGGAGCCCUUCGACAGGGCGCCGGGGGGUUCGGAAGACCGUCUGAAGCGGGAGGAGCGGCGCCGGGAGGAGCUCUACCGGCAGUACUAUGAGGAAAUCAAGAGGCGCUUCGAUGCGGAGAGGCCUGUGGACUGCUCUGUCAUAGUGGUGAAUAAGCAGACAAAGGAGUAUGCGGAGUCGGUGGGGCGCAAGGUGCGGGACCUGGGCAUGGUGGUGGACCUCAUCUUCCUCAACACAGAGAUGUCCCUGACACAAGCCCUGGAUGAUGUGAGCAGAGGAGGAUCUCCUUUUGCCAUUGUCAUCACCCAGCAGCAUCAAGUUCAUCGCUCUUGCACGGUUAACAUCAUGUUUGGCACCCCACAAGAGCACCGCAACAUGCCCCAGGCUGACGCCAUGGUGCUGGUGGCGAGGAACUACGAGCGCUACAAGACGGAGUCUCGGGAGAAGGAGCGGGAGGAGAUCGCCCGGCAGGCUGCCAAGAUGGCAGACGAGGCUGUGCUGCAGGAGCGGGAGCGCCCUCCCCCCUUGGAGGAGGGGGUCAGAGGAGGGCACCCCCCAGGCAUCCAGACGCUGCUGAACCUGCUGGCAGACAACCGCUACCUCACCGCCGAGGAGACCGACAAAGUCAUCAACUACCUGCGGGAGCGCAAGGAGCGGCUGCUGAGGGGCAGCUCGGAGCCUCUGCAGGCACCCAUGUCAAGACAGUCUUUAGGGGCACCUUCAGGAUCAUCUCUGGGUGGUCAGUCCAGCCUUCCAAGCUCUCAGGCUCAUCAGGGUUCACAGCCUCUGGCCUCUGCUCCAUCUGUGCCAGUGUCCUCUUCUACUCCCCAGCAGGAGCUUCAAGCAAAAAUCCUCAGUCUCUUCAACAGCGGAGCGGCAGCAGCCGCGGUGGCCAACAGCAGCCCUGCAGCCUCUGCAGGCACGGCAGGUGCCACUCCCAACCAGAACUUUGCCGGCGUGGCUGGCCCUCAGGCCCGGCCACCGCAGAUGGGUGCUGGAAAUUUAAACCAGGCUCAGCAGAGGUUGCAGACUCCGAGCACUCAGCUUCCUGCUCUCCAAGGCCCUUCGAGAAAUCCAGGUCCAAGGCCUGGAGCUCCCCCACCACCUCAGCCGCUCUAUGGUCAGCACCAAAAUCGCCUGCCAGCACCUGGCAACAUACCUGCUCAGAGGCCAGUAUCUUCUGGUAUCAAUUUUGACAACCCCAGUGUACAGAAAGCCUUGGACACCCUCAUCCAGAGCGGUCCUGCACUCUCCCACCUUGUGAGCCAGACCGUGGCCCAGGGGCGAGCAGGGCCCUCAGCCCAGCAACCCAUGGGCUCCUUCCAGCGGCACUACUAAAGCUGAGCAGCCAGGCCCUUUCCCCUCCCCUUGGCCAUUCCACACUUAGAGCUGUUUGAAAAGUCUCCUGGCCCUGGCACAGAACAGAUACCCCUGGAUUUGCAUGUCCUUUCCUCUUUGGUGAGGGUGCCCCUGGUGCUGCUGAGUGCUGCCAGUGCUGCCCUGCCUCUGCCCAGGCUGCUGAGUGGUGCCUGGAGGAGCACGCUCUGCUCUCGGCAGCACAAUGUGCUAGCAGCUGCUUUGGCUCGUGGGCUGUUUUGUGCAGUGCCAGCAGCUGCUGCAGUGACAGUCCCCCUGCAUUUCCUCACCCCCAGCAGCUGGAGCCAUCCUCAGGUCACAGUGUAGUCUGGUCUUGCCUGUCUUAGCAAGGUGUCAGGUUUUGAGGAAGUCAGGGCUGCACAGUGGUACACUGAGGGGCCUCCAUGGAGACCCAUCCCUGGAAUGGGCACUGCUUUCCUUUGGGUUUCUUUAUGUCUUUUUCCAAGGGCAUGUGGAAGGUGCAGUGGUGGUGCUAGCAGCUGAGCUCAUGAAGCAGAUGCCUGACCACUACUUGGUAACCCAGGUCCAUGCCUCGGAUCCUUCCGUGGGUCCCGGCAGGGUGAGGCAGAGAAACCCUUCGCACCUCACCCAGCUGAUGGAAGCCAGCAGCUUUGGUCCAAGCGCUGUGGCAGAGCUGAAACACAAAGAGCUUCCAGCCAGGCCCAAGAUUUCAGAUGGUCUCUCAGUUUCCCUACCCCAGGGCCAUCAGUGUUAAGGUAACUCGGUUCAGUUUAGCCCUUUCAUUUCCUCCCUCACCACCUCCUCGUGGAACGGUUGGUUACUGGGGCCCAGCAGCUCCUGAGCUGCCACUCCCUUGGAGCACCAGCAGCCAGGUGCCCACGGUGAGUGUCUGCCCGUCCCCUCGCUGUCAGCUGGGGUUGUCUCUCUGAGGUGCAGGGGCAGUGCCAAGAUGCAAUACCACCAUUUUGUACAUAUUUUUUCAACACUUUGGUAGCUGCAGCAGGCAGCUGAGUGGGAAAUCAGGCAGUGAUUCCUCACUGUUUUUAGCCAGAAACUCUUUGAUACCAGCACUCGGAGCAGCUCUGAGCUCUGCUCCCUGUCACAGCAGCACCAGAGUCCGUGGGCUCCCCGCAGGACUGAUGGGCAGCAGGAGAGCAGCGUGCUCGGAGCAGAGAUCUUCCCUGUCCCCGGUGGUUUGUGUUGUAGCAUUUUUUUUUUCUCUGUGUGCUGUUUAACAGGAGGACAUUACUUUCUAAUAAAAAGGCAGG
Dryobates pubescens (Downy woodpecker) is the source of this 3798-nucleotide messenger RNA. It is a transcript of the gene NCOA5, whose product is annotated as nuclear receptor coactivator 5. Gene Ontology annotation, molecular function: RNA binding. Lineage: Eukaryota; Metazoa; Chordata; Aves; Piciformes; Picidae. The record is from RefSeq and is a predicted model, not a curated record. The coding region runs from base 368 to 2530 and encodes 720 amino acids. Gene Ontology annotation, cellular component: nucleoplasm. The transcript is spliced from 10 exons. Gene Ontology annotation, biological process: regulation of signal transduction.